Messenger RNA from Tarenaya hassleriana, 1051 nucleotides. RefSeq names its product 2-keto-3-deoxy-L-rhamnonate aldolase. The record is from RefSeq and is a predicted model, not a curated record. Gene Ontology annotation, cellular component: cytoplasm. Lineage: Eukaryota; Viridiplantae; Streptophyta; Magnoliopsida; Brassicales; Cleomaceae. Gene Ontology annotation, molecular function: aldehyde-lyase activity. The transcript is spliced from 3 exons. The coding region runs from base 102 to 926 and encodes 274 amino acids.
UUAUCCAGAUAAUAAAAGGAUGAAAUAGUGGUCAACGAUACAAACUCCAUUCGAGACCUCAGUAGGGUUUUCACUCACCGACGAACUCACCGCUCGCGUCCAUGGCCACCCCCACCGCCUCAAUCCGCGUCUCCUCCUCUCUCCCUCCCAAAAAGUCCCUGAAAUCGUGCCUUCGCGACGGCGAAACGCUCUACGGGCUAUUCCUCCUCUCGUUCUCGCCGGAAAUGGCGGAGAUCGCCGCACUCGCCGGCUACGACUUCAUCAUCGUGGACAUGGAGCACGGUCCCGGCGGCAUUCGCGAAGCGCUCACCUGCAUGCGCGCAAUCGAAGCCGCCGGCGCCGCCGUGGUCCUCCGCGUGCCGGAUAUCUGCCCGACCUGGACGAAGAAGGCACUGGAUCUUGGCCCCGACGGAAUAAUGUUUCCGAUGACGGAGACCGGAAAAGCCGCCACCGAUGCGGUGUCGUAUUGCCGGUAUCGACCCGAGGGCGUCCGCGGAUGCGCGUACACCGUCGUGAGGGAUUCGAAGUUCGGGUUCGACGAGGGGUAUUUAGGUAAAUUAACAGAGAAGCUGCUGAUCAUGUGCCAGAUCGAGUCAGAGAAAGGAGUGAACAACAUAAAAGAUAUCAUACGAGUGGACGGGAUGGACUGCGUGAUGAUCGGACCGAGGGACCUGAGCGCGAGCCUGGGCUUGCUCCACGAUCCUGGCAACCACAAGGUGAAGGAGACGAUGAAGAGGGCGGAGUGGGCAGUGCUGGCCUCCAAUCCUGCCAAUGGCGGGGCUUACUUGGCCGGGAUGGCCACCGCACACGACAAGGCCGCCGAUCUCAGGUCACGUGGGUAUCACAUGGUGCUUGGAGCUGCCGACAUUUCCUUGUUCAAGCAGGCCGUGGUCGAGGACGUGAAGAGGUUCAGGCUUGCGCCCUAGAUUUUACAUAUCUGCCAUUGAUUUGACAUGUCUCCGUCCUAAAAAUACGAUGAGCAAAUAAAUGAAGUAUUUUUUUUUUGCAUAAUAAAUGGGUUAAAAUGAUAAAUUAAUUUGAAAAAAAAAUG